This is a messenger RNA of Mastomys coucha (southern multimammate mouse), 4184 nucleotides long. It is a transcript of the gene Coro2a, whose product is annotated as coronin 2A. Gene Ontology annotation, molecular function: actin filament binding. Lineage: Eukaryota; Metazoa; Chordata; Mammalia; Rodentia; Muridae. The transcript has 13 exons. Gene Ontology annotation, biological process: actin filament organization. The record is from RefSeq and is a predicted model, not a curated record. The coding region runs from base 332 to 1960 and encodes 542 amino acids.
UUUGGUUUGGGAUGUUGGGCUCUCUCGUUUCCAUAGCUUUCUCUUUCCCAGGCAAGUUGUCAAAGUCAGGGCUCUCAGGGACUUACCCAUCGCCUGUGGUAGAGUGACGAACUUGUCCCUGUCUACCUGGAAUAUCCUCAGGUUUGGGGUUUUAGGUUUAUUCUUAUUUUUCUUGAAGUCCUAGAUAUUACACCUAGGGACUUGCACAUGAUAGGCUAUGAUAGAAGGUGGUGCUUCAGACCCUCCCAAAAAGCACUUACAGGGAGCGGCCUCUGUGCCCACAAGGUCAGAUUUUAAGAGGAAGAAACAAAAGAAAAACUUGAGCUAGCAGAUGUGGAAUGGCAACAGCAAACUCCGGCCCAGCCCACCUGUGCUCAAACCAAAUCAGAUGUCAUGGCACCCCCAGUACCGCAGCUCCAAGUUCCGACAUGUCUAUGGCAAGCCUGCCAGCAAAGAGAACUGCUACGACUCUGUGCCCAUCACACGCAGCGUCCACGACAACCACUUCUGUGCCGUGAACCCCCACUUCAUUGCUGUGGUCACUGAAUGUGCUGGUGGGGGCGCCUUCCUUGUCAUCCCCCUGCACCAGACGGGAAAGUUGGACCCUCACUACCCCAAGGUCUGUGGGCACAGAGGGAACGUCUUGGACAUCAAGUGGAAUCCUUUCAAUGACUUUGAGAUUGCCUCCUGUUCUGAAGAUGCCACGAUUAAGAUCUGGAACAUCCCCAAGCAGUUGUUGACAAGGAACCUCACAACCUACAGGAAGGAGCUGAUGGGUCAUGCACGCAGGGUGGGGCUGGUGGAGUGGCACCCCACAACUGCCAACAUUCUCUUCAGUGCUGGCUAUGACUACAAGGUGAUGGUGUGGAACCUGGACACAAAGGACUCCGUCAUUGCUGGGCCGGUGAGAACAAUCAGCUGUCACCAAGAUGUGAUCCUCUCUAUGUCCUUCAACACCAACGGCAGCCUGCUGGCCACCACCUGUAAGGACCGCAAGAUUCGGAUUGUUGACCCCCGGCUAGGGAUUGUCCUCCAGGAAGCCAACUACAAGGGGCACCGGGCCAACAAAGUACUGUUCCUGGGGAGCCUCAACAAGCUGCUAUCCACGGGUACCUCCCGCUGGAACAACCGGCAGAUGGCCCUGUGGGACCAGGAAAACCUUUCUGUGCCCCUCACGGAGGAGGAUCUGGAUGGCUCCUCUGGUGUGCUGUUUCCCUUCUUCGACUCGGACACCAGCAUGCUGUACAUUGUGGGGAAGGGAGACGGGAACAUCCGCUACUAUGAGGUGAGCACUGAGAAGCCUCACCUGACUUACCUGACUGAGUACCGCUCCUACAACCCACAGAAGGGGAUCGGUAUCAUGCCAAAGAGAGGUCUCGAUGUGUCUUCCUGCGAGAUCUUCCGCUUCUACAAACUGAUCACCACCAAAAGCCUCAUCGAGCCGGUGUCCAUGAUUGUACCCCGGAGGUCAGAAUCCUACCAAGAGGACAUCUAUCCGCCCACCGCAGCGGCCCAGCCCUCCCUGAUGGCUCACGAGUGGCUCAGCGGAAUGAACAGAGGGCCUAUCAUGAUGUCCCUUAGACCCGGCUCUGAGCUAGACUCCCAGACACUGCCUCCAGAGAGACCCCUCUCCAAUUCUAUGGUCCAAGUUCCACCUCAGCCCUUAGAACCCAUGACACACCCAGCCGAAGAUGGUGACCAGGCGUCCUUCCCUCUACUGGAAGAGAAAGUAUCAAAGUGGACCACGGAGCGUCAGCUGGCGGAGAAGUCCUGCCUCACUAAUGGCUUUGAUGUUUUCGAAUGCCCCCCACCAAAGACAGAAAAUGAGCUGUUGCAGAUGUUCUACCGGCAACAGGAGGAGAUCCGGAGGCUCCGGGAGCUGUUAAUCCAGAGAGAGGUCCAGACCAAGCAGCUGGAACUGGAGAUCAAAAACCUGCGGAUGGUCUUAGGACAGUUCUGAGCACAGGUCUCCUCCAUCCUUGCCCUCAGGGACACCGACCGCUAGGCUCGGUGGAGAGGCCCAGAACCAAACCGCAAGUCCCCGAGAACAAUCACUAUUUCUAUAUUUUAUACCAAGAAAACAAAACUCUCAGUUGCUGAAAGAGAUCCCAGUGGGACAUGGUGCCGCUUUCCUGUCGCCUUCUCGAAGCUGCAGUUCCUGCCCUGGCUGGCUUAGAUUACACCCUACCUUCUGCUGAAUUCUGGUUUUAAGGGUUGGUGAGGAGCUAUGACCUCCCAGAGUGAAGAUUUGGCCCGAUUCUAAACCAUAGGCAGGCGGCCAAACCCAUCCUUCCAACCAGAAUCAGCCACAUGUGGUUAGAUUGUUCCAUAGGUGGGGACACAGACCUCAGAGCUGAGUCCAUGUCUGUUGACCCCAGGAGGGCAGAAACAGACUUCUAACCAGAGUAUCUAAAGUCCUCUGGGAGGUAGGGGACCCAGCACUGGAUGUGGCAAAGCCCCGUGGCCAGCCACCAGUAAGGGCUCUUGUUGACUGCACUGGGUCCAGGUGGCACCUGGUCUGAAAGCCUGCGGCCCUCCCUUGUGUGUCUUGUGUCCGGUUCUAAAGCUCUUUUCUUUCUUGGUGCACAGCAAGCCCAGCUGGUACCUGAGAAGAACUUGAGACAAGGCUUACUACAAGAGGUACCCCUCCCUCAUGCCCCCUGGACAGGCAGACAGAGUUACCCCCUCCCCGACUCCCCUCUGGACAGAUAGUGUUUCCCCCCAUCACUCAGGGUCAUGCUGGAGCUCAAUAGAGAAUUGCAGGGGCCAUCCAGGCUAACAGGUUACAGCCCACAUUGUCCUCUGGAUGCACCUACUGAUGACCAGACCUGCCCACUGAAGCUGACCCUGCAGUGGAGGGUGUAGCCCUCUGGACAAGCUGUCUAGGUGGCUUCUGUACAUGGGGAUGGAGACACUUUUGGCUAGCAUCCUGCUCCUGUAUUGGCAAUGGAAACAGUACAAAGCUGACUCCCACAUGACUCCCACUCACCAUCGCUGGUAUCUGCACACACCAGAGUCCUGUGCUCCUCGGUUUAUUCUCCAUCCCUACACUACACUAGGACUCUGUACCCAGUGAUGAGCUAGCUAUGCUCGCUCGACUUAUUUGUACUCCCGAGAGGCUCCAGGCAAUGGCAGGGACCUGGAGCUCCUGGGAUGGGGCUCUUCUCUCUCUCCUUUCAUUUGUGACUAGUAUGUCAGUUUGUAAAGCUCCAACCCCAUGUUCAGAAGGCAGGAUGGCCUCAUAGUGGAGAAACCAGCCCAAAACCACUGGCUGCCACUUAGGUGUGGCUAGGGAUGGGGUCCCGGGAGCUUCCCAUCACGUCUCUAUACAACACCGUCCCCUCAAGAAAGCUAUCCCUACUGUAAGGGACCCAGACCCAGACCUCACAUUCAGGAACAGGUCACAGGCGGCUAUGAACAAAUUUAUUUGUUGUUUCUUGUUUUGUUGGGUUUUUUUUUUUACAUCUAGAAUAAAUUAUUUAAAUUAUUUCAUAGCAAGGGAGAGGGAUAUUUGUCAUCUUUUUUUUUUAACAUUAUGUGUUUAUCUUCUUGAGCUAAUGGAACAACACUGCCCACUAAGACAGUGUCCACCCAAGCAGCAAAGCAACCCUCAUUUUUUUUGUUUGUUUGUUUGUUGUUUUUUGUUUUUUCGAGACAGGGUUUCUCUGUGUAUCCCUGGCUGUUCUGGAACUCACUCUGUAGACCAGGCUGGCCUCGAACUCAGAAAUCCGCCUGCCUCUCGCCCUCGUCUCCUUAUGUCAUGCCUUGGGCGCUCCCUUUCUGUUGACUCAGGAACUUUGUGUGGAUGACGGAGAGUGCUUGGAGAUGAGCUUGUACCCACCUUAACUUUACAGUAAUCCUGCUUCCUGGAACAAAACUUGAGGUCGUGUCCCAGAGGGAAACGGGAAUGGAGAAACGGACCUACGUUUUUCAUAUGAAACCGUGCCUGAAGCUGUUUGAGUGGCUGUUUGAAUGUUUCUUAAAUUCCUUGUACCUUUGUAAAAAAAAAAUAAUAAUAAUAAUAAUUAAGAAAUAAAAGUUAAAUAUGACAAUCAACCGUGGGUGGUAAUUCCCAUGUGUAAUCCCAGUGCGUGGAAGGCUAAGGCAGAAGGAUUGAGAAUUUCAAACCAGCCUGGACAAAGAGUCUGAGACUCUGCCUCAUCCAAAAUAAUAAUAAAACACCA